Molecule: messenger RNA, 1902 nt
Organism: Gordionus sp. m RMFG-2023
Lineage: Eukaryota; Metazoa; Nematomorpha; Gordioida; Chordodea; Parachordodidae
Product: asparagine--tRNA ligase, cytoplasmic-like
Exons: 19
Coding region: 54-1733 (559 amino acids)
Biological process (GO): asparaginyl-tRNA aminoacylation
Cellular component (GO): cytoplasm
Molecular function (GO): nucleic acid binding; ATP binding; asparagine-tRNA ligase activity
Source: RefSeq, a predicted model, not a curated record
CAGAUCAUCUUAUAUUUUAUUGUAGGUACGUUAACUUAAAAUUCACGCACACGAUGACUGAAUUUAAUGAGUUAAUAACAAAUAUUUCAUUAAAAGAACUAUAUACUUCUGAAAAAAAUGGUGACGACGAAAGAGGUGAUGGGAGUCAUAUCAAUCCGUUUAGAACUAUAUUACAAGCAAUGUUAGUUGUUGGCGAAGAACCAUUUCCUUCAAUAUAUGUUGAUGCAAAAGAAAAUAACUCAUCUUCAUAUGAACUUGUAUCUAUCUCACAACUCAAAAAAAUGAAAAAAAUUUGGCAAAAUGAAGUUAAAAAAUUAGCUAAGAAAAAAGAAAAAGAGUCAGAAGAUGUUGAAAAGAGGGAAAAGAAUUUAGAAGAGGCAAAGAAAAUUGUUAUUUAUCAAAAUCCAUCUUUGCUCAAACCAUCAAUUAUUAAGAUAAAAGAAGCAAUUAAAUAUUGCAAUGCUAGGGUUAAAAUAUAUGGUUGGAUUCAUCGAUUAAGAAGACAAGGGAAAUCACUUAUGUUUAUAACACUGAGAGAUGGUACUGGAUACUUGCAAUGUAUAUUUUCUGAUAAAUUGUGUCAAACAUACGAUGCAUUGUUACUCAACUCAGAAGCCUCUAUAGUUGUUAAUGGUAAAAUAGAAAAGGUUCCAGAAGGGAAAAAUGCUCCAAAUGGCCAUGAGUUAAUAGUGGAUUAUUGGGAGGUUAUAGGUCAUUCUCCUCCUGGAGGAGCUGAAAGUCUUAUUAAUGAAGAAUCCCAUGUAGAUGUCCAAUUAGACAAUCGGCAUAUGAUGUUAAGGGGUGAAAAUUUUUCCAAAAUCAUGAAAAUCAGAUCUGUUGUUAUGCAAUGUUUUAGGGAUCAUUACUUCUCACGUGGAUAUUUUGAAAUAACACCUCCCACUUUGGUACAGACUCAAGUUGAAGGAGGCUCAACGCUUUUUAGAUUUAAUUAUUUUGACGAAGAAGCAUAUCUGACUCAAUCUUCCCAAUUAUACCUUGAGACUUGCCUUCCUGGUAUGGGGGACGUUUUUUGCAUUAUAUCAUCUUACCGGGCAGAAAAUUCAAAAACUAGGCGUCAUUUGGCUGAAUACACUCAUAUAGAGGCCGAAUGUGCUUUCAUCACAUUCGACGAUCUUUUGAACAGACUGGAGGAUUUGGUAUGUGAUGUAGUCGAUAGAGUCCUCAAAUCCCCCAUUGCUGAAUUGUUUUACGAAUUAAAUCCAGACUUUAUAGCCCCUAAGAGACCAUUUAUGAGGAUGGAUUACACAGAUGCCCUAGAAUAUCUGAAGGCCAAUGACAUCACCAAAGAUGAUGGUUCAUUCUAUGAAUUUGGCGACGAUAUUCCAGAAAUGCCGGAACGAAAAAUGACGGAUAAAAUUAAUCAGCCCAUAUUAUUAUGUCGUUUCCCGAGAAACAUCAAAGCAUUUUAUAUGCAAAAAUGUCCGGAAAAUGCAGAGCUCACUGAUUCGGUAGAUGUUUUGAUACCAGGAGUAGGAGAAAUAGUCGGUGGCUCCAUGAGGAUAUGGGAUUACGAUGAAUUGAUCGAAGGCUAUAAACGAGAAGGGAUAGAUCCUACUCCAUACUAUUGGUAUACGGAUCAGCGCAAAUAUGGAACUUGUCCCCACGGUGGCUAUGGCUUAGGGUUCGAACGAUUUUUGACCUGGCUACUUAAUCGAUACCAUAUUAGGGAUGUUACAUUAUUUCCUAGAUUCGUAGGAAGAUGCAAGCCUUAAAAGGAUAUAUAUUAUUUUUACGAUUUUAUCAAAUAAUAUCAUUUUUAUUAAUACCAUAUUGCAUGUAAUACAUCGAUUUAUACUUCGCUAUACUGUAUACUAAACUAUUUUUUUAAACUCUUCUAUGAUAUGGAUUUAUUCCUGUUAUCUUUGUGCAUCAUAUCAUAGC